This is a messenger RNA of Melampsora larici-populina 98AG31, 774 nucleotides long. RefSeq lists its product as uncharacterized. NCBI's taxonomy places the organism in Eukaryota, Fungi, Basidiomycota, Pucciniomycetes, Pucciniales, Melampsoraceae. The record is from RefSeq and is a predicted model, not a curated record. The coding region runs from base 314 to 529 and encodes 71 amino acids. The transcript has a single exon.
CGUAGGCUCGUUUCACACCACGCGCAUAGCGUCAUAUUGUGUCCAAUGCGUUAUCAAACCGACGCUGUCCUCGUUAGGGUGAGCAGCAUUCUAAAGCACCCGCUUGCAUGCUGAAGAGAUACCACCUGCGAGAUACAGAGGUCCCGCUACCGGGUGAACUAUCAUUACGUGACAGGAGGGGCGUCACCGUAAGGAGGCAGUACUGGGCACUGAUCUCAAGACUAAAGUGACAAGAGUAUGACUAAAAUGCUGUGACGAAAGGAAAGCUGACUCAUGUUUUAAAAAACCAAGUCAAAUCUAUGUAGUAAUACUGAUGAUGAGUGUACGUGAAGCCUUAGGCUGUAAUCUCCACAAGGGUUUUUCGUCAAGAUCAAAGCUUUCCCGUACUCUUCACGAAGGGUUUCCGAAUGACGACGCAGCAAAAAGAUCCGACGAUGAGAAGCACAGAUACGAAACUAGUAAGAGAUCUUGUUCUGAAGUAAAAAAAACUAGCAGCCAAGACUCCUGUUACAACCCCUGUCAGAGAUAAAACGCUUUAUAUAGUUUCUUCUGUGCAUGGAUCGUUGUAGUCAAAACCUGGAAAUUUAAAUUUCGAUUGAUCGAGUUUGUGAGUGAUUUCGGUCUAGGAAAAAAUUCAAGGCAUUGCAAUGCACUUUUUCUUCGCCAAUUGGCUGCUCAGGUUUCCAUAUGAUCCUUCAGAUAAGAGGCCAGCGUGCUAGUUUGCCAAACGCAACUAGUCCGAGAUGGAGAUCGUCGGUGAUAUUUUGUUAGAAA